CAACAACCUUGGUACUUGUUUAACUUGAAAUUUUUACGAUGAGUGGUUCAAGACCGCAUAUCAGUAUCACCUUUCGUAAAUCAAAGAAGCCACAACUCAAUGACAGUGUUAGAAUCAUGCGAAAUAGGGGGUUGCUAAAUACAUCGAGAAGAUUACUGCAAAAGUCAGUCAAUCAAUCUUUCACUUCAGCCACCUCUCUUCGUGCUAAUAAUGCUUCAUUAGCGAAAAAACUAGCCGAAUUGCAAGUUGAAUUAAAUAACCAGAAGACGGCUACACAGCAAGCGAAUAUUGAACUAUUGAAUUGUCGUAUGGAAGUAGUCCGUUUACAAGCGUAUAAAGAAGCCAAAGAGAGAAUCAAGGCUUGUAUUCUAAACGUACAUGAAUUAUUGUGUUCACAAAUUGAAAUGGGAAUGUCCAUGAUGAAUUAUGUGAAAGAUUCAAUAUCGGUAUUGGAUAAAAAUGAUUCAUUGGAGUUAUUGUCAAAUCCUACAUCAAGUCUGCUUGGUGAAACAGUAGUUGAUCCAAAUGCAUUUGAUUCUGUUUGUAGAAAAGAAUUUACAAAGCCUGCUCAACAGAUAACAGAACAGAAUGUUCGUCAACUAUCUAUUGUUUAUCCUGAAGUUCAAUCUCCAUCAUCAUCCACUUCAUUAAUAACAGGUCCGGUGAAAAUGGCAUUCAGUCCUAACGAUCACAGUAUUGCUAAGAAUAUUAGCACUAAUCAUAGUAACAAUAACAGAUUUAAUGUACAACCGAUACCUCUUAUUGAAACAUUAAAUACUGACGUAAAAUCAUCACAGUCUAUCCGUCAGGAACCACUAGAACCAUCUUGUGAAGAAGUUUUACCUGAAAUACUGACUAGUCCAAUAACUUGUAUAUCUGAAAAUAAUAUUGCAAGCAAAAGAUGUCCUCCAAUAGUAGAUACUAAUGUAAAUAAUGUUGAUUUAGACAAUGAUAAUCAUAUUGAGGAUACCUACAAAAACAUUAGUCCUGUACAUUUUUCAGUUCAAAGUUUACCACAAUCGUGUGUUUCUGUAAAUAAUAAACCUUCCGUUAUUGAUUCAAAGAAUAUUGAUCAACUGGUCGUUCCUAAUCUUGUCAAUAGUUGGAAUAGUAAGAACAAUGAAUGUGUAGUUAACCCUGUUUAUCAUCAUGAAAUACAAUCAGCUCGACCUCAUCUGGUGCGUCAAGCUCGUCUAAAUUCAAAACCAAUCAUUGACACAUCAUCUUUUAUGGAAUCGUUUAUUGUUAAAACAACAACAAAAGAAAAGAAGAAAAAAUCAGGUAAACAUCGCCUGAUUCGUGUCAGAGAUAGUGAUGAUGAAGGUGAAAAUGAUAUCAACAUUAAAGGUGAUAAAUUAAAAAAUAAUAUUGGUGUUGUUGGUGGCGAUGAGGAUGGAAGUGGCCGAGUCAUUGAAACCUGUUUCCGUCGGCCUGGUGAACUUGUAUUUAGAGUUGAUUCAAAAAAUGUCAAUCCAUCAUCAACGAUUGGUGUCAGUGACAAACAGACAACUCGAUCCAAGUCGAAAUUACCAACAACGACAAUCAAUCAACAGUCAAGAUCGAAAUCAAAACCUCAAACUACUACUACUACUACUGCUUAUAUUAAUAGUACCAAUAGUAAGAAGACUAACAAAGAUGUGAAUAGUAAUGAAUUUAAAAAAUUGUCGAAAGUAGUUGGAACGGAAAUUAAAACAGUGAAUAUUUUCGAUUUAUCAAUGAAUCGAACUGCUGAUCUAUCUGUUCUUCCGCCUACUUUAAAUGAUUUACGCAUUAAGCAUAAAGAACAACAACAACAAGUGAACUCAAACACUGAAGCCCAGAAAGAUACCACUGCCAAGAUGGCGAUGACGACAAGGAAACGUUCUGUUCUUGGUGAAUUACAACAACAAGAAGAUGAUAAACUCUAUUCUGUUGUAAAGAAUAAUAAUAUUGUAGAUGAACACCGUCGUCUUUCAGUUGUCUUGACUCCAAUGUAAGCUUGUUUUUGGUUUUAACAGAUAGUAAAAAAAUGUAAGGUUAAUCGAGAGUUAGAUUAGAAGACUAUUAAAGCAGUUUGUAAUGACAAUACUCAUAGUAAUUAGAAAGAAUAUAAAUUUGUAUCUAAUCAAAAUCAUCAUUUACGUAGUAAAGAUUUAUCUACAUACAAUUUAGUUGUAAAAAGAGUAUGAAAACCAAAUUCUAUGAAGCGCGGCAAUUUACAUCCACAACUUGUUAAAAGUUUAUAGCUUUAACCAUAGAGUUAUAGUGCUCCAAUAUUUCACGUAUAAAGUUUAAUGCAGACAUCCGGCUCUUAAACCGAGUCGGUAGAUGUAAGUAGUCAAUGUAAACGGUAUGAAUAUUCACUUCAAAUCAUUAGUGCAUAAUAGAUUUAACCAACCUAAAAACUAUGAAUAACACAUGAAUCUGCUUUUACGAAUAGAGUUUUCUUGAUAUUUCUGUACUGUCUUCUGUGUUUAGGAUACUUGUCCAAACGAUUUCGGUUAAAUAGUUCCGUGGUUAUGUUCUUCAACUGGUUAGUUAAAAUGAUAUUUCAUAUUACUGAGAAGAUUUCAAAUUAUCCAUUUCUUUUAAUUAAAUAGCAGUUCUGUUAUUCAAAUAUGUCAUCAAUAACUUCCAGUUUCACAUUUAUGCAUUGACCGUUAUUGAUGUCUGGUUAGUUUUUCUCGCUUUUAGUUUUCUAUUUUUAAUGCAUCUGAGGGUUCAAUAUUUACUUCCACAAUAAACAGGGCUGUUCUGUCAUAAUUUUGACACCCUUUCGGAAUAUUAAAUCUGUCCUAAAAAUCGUCUAUUUAGUUCGUUUAGGUUCAAUUUCAUAGAAGAAUCUCUAAGUCUUUCGUAAUUCUGGCUCUCACACAUGCACGUAUUGAGGGAUCUUUUCACAUCAGACACUCGAAUGGAAGCGAAAAGAAUGGAUUGUUUCGUCUAUCAAAAUAUUUUUAUGCUAUCGGGCUAAAACUCGUUACUGAAUAAGAAAGCGACAGACAAAGAAAGUAAUAUCAAUCUGUCAUCUCUAUGCUGAAACUAAUUGCAACUUAGGUGCGGUCAUCAACUGAAUCCCGUCCAGGUCAAGAAUUGUGAUGCUAACCAAGUACUUGAGGAUACCCGAGUCGCUCAUUUACGGACAAAUUAGACCUAUGUAAAUGGAUUUUAUUGAGUGAAUAUUAGCAUCAGCUCAGAUACUGAGAAUUUUCUGUUGCAGAUUUUUACAUAUCACAUACAAAUACUGUUUUCCUAGUGUCAUCGCCAACUCCUUCAACACAGUAAUCAUGGUUAUGCUGCGUGACUUGUAUGUGCUCACAUCAUCACCUAUAAUGAUCGAUGAUUACUUUUGGAAAAAUAAUUGGUCAUGGUAUUUCAUGCAUAGUUACAAUUUGUUUAUUUAUUUUUCUAGAUGUGAUGAAAAUCAACCUCCAUUCGAUGCACCAAUAUCCAAUUCAAAAAAUAAUAAACGUCAAUUUCGUCGAUUAUAUUUAUUCGAUCAAGAGAAUGAAGACAACGAUGAUAAUGGUAAUGACGUUGAUAAUGAUUAUAGACUUAAAAAUAUGAAAGCUGACGUUGGUAAUACUGCAGGUAAACAAUCAAAAGAUAAUAACCCAACUUCUUCGAUUGGUAAGCUCGGUAAUAAUCGUAAUAGUAAUCUACCAAUGACGAUCAACCCUAAAGUAACUACUAGUCGAUCACGAAAAAGGAAUUGAUUGAAAAGAAAAGCACAUUAAUGUCCUGUUGAGUUAUUUUAUCCCAAUGCAAAAAGUAUCUUUUUUUAUUUUGAAUAAAUGAAAAAGACACUCUUAUGGUUGUGUAUAUAUUUUCUAUGAAAACAACAUACUCAGUUAUAUAGAAUUGACUUGUCUAUUAUUCUUUGUAAAUUUAAAUGAUUAACUUCAUGUUAUCCGUAGUUAUUACAGUAUCUAAUAUAUUUUAUUAAAGAUUUUUAAAUGGUGAAUAAUUUUUCUUUAAAACAAACAAACAAUACAGUUUACUUGUUUUAAAUCGACCUAAUGGCGUUAACUGUACAUUGAAUUUUGUUUAUAGAAGCUAGAAACUUCCUAACAGAAAUAUCCCAUUUUAUUUUUGUCGAAGUGUUUGUUACUGGUUUUUUAUGUGUGUUUAUCUUUUUUUUAUAAUUUUCAUUGUUCAUCUUAAUUCUUGUUUAAAUUAAUCACAAUAUUCUAAUUCUUUGUUGAUGAUCAUACGAUAAUUGUUAUACCCAAUUAUAUCCAAUGUUACACAAUUAAAA
Schistosoma curassoni is the source of this 4237-nucleotide messenger RNA. The record is from the annotation of a GenBank genome assembly. NCBI's taxonomy places the organism in Eukaryota, Metazoa, Platyhelminthes, Trematoda, Strigeidida, Schistosomatidae.